Sarcophilus harrisii (Tasmanian devil) is the source of this 1564-nucleotide messenger RNA. RefSeq names its product olfactory receptor 1030-like. The record is from RefSeq and is a predicted model, not a curated record. Gene Ontology annotation, biological process: sensory perception of smell; G protein-coupled receptor signaling pathway. The transcript is spliced from 2 exons. NCBI's taxonomy places the organism in Eukaryota, Metazoa, Chordata, Mammalia, Dasyuromorphia, Dasyuridae. Gene Ontology annotation, cellular component: membrane. Bases 1 to 1545 code for a protein of 514 amino acids. Gene Ontology annotation, molecular function: odorant binding; G protein-coupled receptor activity; olfactory receptor activity.
AUGGGUGACAUUAAGGUAUGGAAUGAAACAGAGGUGACUGAAUUUGUCCUGUUGGGACUCUCAGAUAAUCCCAAACUGCAGCCUGUCCUCUUUGUGAUAUUUCUCUUCAUCUACACAUCCACCAUGGUGGGAAAUUUGGGAAUGAUUCUUCUCAUCAAGAUUGAAUCUAGACUCCAUACACCCAUGUAUUUCUUCCUCAGCUGUUUGUCCUUUGUGGACUCAUCUUACUCCUCUUCAAUCACUCCCAGGAUGCUGGUAAAUCUCUUUGAUGAAAAGAAGGCCAUCUCCUUCAAUGGUUGUGCUGCUCAGUUUUACUUCUUUGGCUCAUUUGUAGGUAUUGAGUGUUUCCUCUUAGCAAUGAUGGCAUAUGAUCGCUAUGUGGCCAUCUGCUACCCAUUAUUGUACUCUGUCAUCAUGUCUGAAAGAAUUUGCCUCUUGCUGGUAGUUACUGCAUUCUUAGGUGGAUUUAGUAAUGCAGCUGUUCACACUGGCAUGACCUUCAGGUUGUCAUUUUGUGGCUCUAAUCUGAUUAAUCAUUUUUACUGUGAUACACCUCCCCUCCUGAAACUCUCGUGCUCUGAUACUCGUAUGAAGACUGUUCUCAGACAGAAUAGCACUGAAGCUACUGAAUUUAUUCUUCUGGGACUAGUCAGUCAGCCAGAGCUACAGCCAGUCCUCUUUGUGGUAUUUCUGGUGAUCUAUUUGAUCACCUUGACAGGGAACUUUGGAAUGAUAAUACUGAUCAGACUCACACCACGACUUCAAACUCCUAUGUAUUUUUUCCUUACCCACUUGGCUCUUGUUGAUCUUUUUUAUUCUACUAAUGUCUCUCCUCAGAUGUUAAUUAACUUCUUGUCAGAGAAGAAAACAAUUUCCUAUAUUGGUUGUUUAACCCAGUGUUUCAUUUUUGUUACCCUGCUCCUUACCGAGUAUUACAUGCUUGGUGCAAUGGCCUAUGAUCGUUACAUAGCCAUAUGCAAACCUUUGCAUUACAGCACAAAGAUGUCGAAGCCUGUUUGUAUCUGCCUAAUCAUUUUUCCUUACUUGUGGGGUUCUAUGGUGGGUACAAUGCAGGUCAUUUUAACAUCUCGCCUGUCUUUCUGUGGCCCUAAUACCAUCAAUCACUUUUACUGUGCUGACCCACCCCUCUUAAUGUUGACCUGCUCUGAUACCUACAUAAAACAAACUGCACUGUUCGUAUCUGCAGGAUUAAAUCUCACAGGUUCUUUGCUCAUUAUCCUUACCUCUUACAUCUUUAUUUUUGCCACUAUCCUGCGCAUGCGUUCCACUGAGGGGCAGCGCAAAGCUUUUUCCACUUGUGGCUCCCACCUGAUGGCUGUCACUAUGUUCUAUGGGUCCCUUUUCUGUAUGUACUUAAGGCCAGCCACUGAGAGUUCUGUGGAACAAGGGAAAAUUGUUGCUGUUUUUUGUAUCUUUGUAAGUCCUAUGUUAAACCCAUUUAUUUACAGCCUAAGAAACAAGGAUGUGAAGGAGGCUUUGAAAAAGAUGGCCAACAGAAAUAUCGGCAAAACAGGAAAUCAAUGAAAUUAAAACCAUUUCUCAA